AUGUGUUAUAUGAGAUGCGCAAGAUGCUUCCUAUGCACCGGGAUCCUCACGUGGGCUGUCGACACUUGCCCGGAGGUCAUAAAAGCCAAAGAAGGUGCCUCGCUGCGUCGAUGGGGGAUGGGAGCCUUUGAUGCUGCAUCUUAUGUUCUGCGGCCCGGGUGCCCUGGCCUCGAAGAGGCUGGGGCAUUCUUUGCCUUCUCGCAUGCAUGUCCUAGGUGCGAGAGGUUCCCUAAUUUUCUGACUCCCUUUACUCUAGAGUACAUGUUCGCUCGGUUCCUUGCGGAUAUCCCCUUCCACUAUCCCGAGAACGAGCCUUAUUGGGUACAAUGGCACCACCGUCAGAUGGCGAGUGCCACUAGGCGACAUAAUGGGCUGGCCAUCGCCCAGGAGAAGUUGCAACAGAUAACCAUGGACCAGCUGAAGGAAGAGAAAGAACGAGAACAGGAGCAGCAAGAGGACAGAAAACGCCGUAUUCAAGAACAAUAUGCAGCUCUAGCAGAGGGCCAGCGGAAACAGCUGCAGCGGCAACAUCACGAGCGACUACUUGACGAGCAAGAGAGGCGACGAUGGGCUCUGAUCCAGCCACAGAUACAUAUCCCAGGGCUAGCGGAACAGCUCGAGGAGAUCCAUGGCCCAGAGGUCUAUGGCUCAGAGGGCCAGGGCCUUGGGCGCGAGGACUCUGAGGGUCAGGGCUCCGACGGCCAGACAACUUCCUCACGGGGUCGAUCCCUAGAGCGCCGACCACCUUUCAUACGGAGUCGAUCCCCAAAGCGCCGGCUACUUUCCCCACGGGAUCAGUCCCCGCAUGACCAGUCCUCAAGACAGCCGGAGGUGGCACAGGACCAAGAAGAUAUCCAGAUGUCAGACGCGCAGAUCUUGGACGAACCAGGUUCACAUGCCCGGAUCCCAGACCUGCAGCUUGCAGAGGGUCAAGAACUACAGCCCCAUCCGGUCUUCCAGCUUCCAGUUAUACAACUCCCGCACGAACCAGCGCUACAACCUCAACAAAGGGCCCGACCUACCGAGGCACGGAUCCCACAGGGACUAUUGCAACGGCCCAGUCAGGUCGUAAUCCAACCAGGCCCGGUCCUAUGGCAGCUGGCACAGACUGGGCCGGGGGAAUCCACGUCGCACCAGCCAGAGAAUCAGGCGUCGCAGGAUGACGAUGGACGUGAACAGGAUCAAGAAGGCCACACAGAUGAACACGAACAGCGGCCGCCUCAAAACGAGAAGGCAGGGGGUCCUUCGAAGCAGGCUCAAUCUCAAGAAGGGUCGGCAGGGUCAACAGAGGUAGUCAUGGACGACUCAGCCCCAGCCCCGAUUGAGGAACCGGCGGACUCUACCCAAUAA
Messenger RNA from Geosmithia morbida, 1350 nucleotides. RefSeq lists its product as uncharacterized. The transcript is spliced from 2 exons. Bases 1 to 1350 code for a protein of 449 amino acids. The record is from RefSeq and is a predicted model, not a curated record. NCBI's taxonomy places the organism in Eukaryota, Fungi, Ascomycota, Sordariomycetes, Hypocreales, Bionectriaceae.